Molecule: messenger RNA, 234 nt
Organism: Hansenula anomala
Lineage: Eukaryota; Fungi; Ascomycota; Saccharomycetes; Phaffomycetales; Wickerhamomycetaceae
Exons: 2
Coding region: 1-234 (77 amino acids)
Source: RefSeq, a predicted model, not a curated record
AUGACAGAAAGCAAUGUGAUAAACAGUCCACCAGAAUAUUUAAAGAAUCAACCACCAUCAUAUAAUCAAGAAAUGGUUUCAAGAUCAGAACAAUAUAACCUUCAAAGAACAACAACAGAGCAAAAAUUGGGGAUCCCUGAUAAUGAUCCUGAUGAAGAUGAUGGAUGUAUUUAUCGUUGGUGUGUGAUAUUACAUUGUAAUACAGUUUUAACAAACGCAGCUACUGGACAAUGA